CGUGCUGCCCACGGCCCGUGCGACGUCCACGGAGCGAUCGCGACCGGGGCCGGACCGGCCGGGUCGGAGAUCAAUGCGGCUUUGUCUGGGACGCCCACACCCCAGAGGCCGCUCCGGGUCGGCAAAUCGGAGCGCGGCGGCGGGGCCGGGUGAGAUAAGCGGCCAUGUGACACCACCUGGGCGGGGGAGGGGCCGCAGGUGAGGCGGCGGCGGAGCAGGGCGCACGCGGAGCCCGCGGCUGCAGCGAUGUCCGUCGGCAGGAAGGACUGGUCGGCGCUGUCCAGCCUGGCCCGGCAGCGGACUCUGGAGGACGAGGAGGAGCAGGAGCGUGAACGAAGGCGGCGGCACCGCCAUCUGAGUUCUACCACGGACGACGAGGCUCCCAGGCCCACCCAGAAUGGAGACCAGCGGGCUGCUGAGAGGCUGCCCAGUGUGGAGGAAACAGAGGUGCCCAAGCCACCACCCCCAGGCCCCAAAGAUGAGGAUGAAGACAUCCAGUCCAUCCUCAGGAUACGACAGGAGCGGAGGCAGAGGCAGAAGGCAGUGGAAGCCCAGGCCCCUGUGCAGGAGAGGCUGGGGGCCGAGGAGGGAAGGGACAGCUCCAGCCCUGAGCAGGCCAUGCAGCAGCCCCUGGCGCCGAAGAAGGAACCGGAAGCCCUGCCUCGCCGGAGACUGAGCCGAGAGCAGCGGGGUCCCUGGGCCCAGGAUGAGGAGUGCUUGGUGAGCAAGGAGCCAAGCGGGGAGAAGAAGGGGCUUCCGGAGAAGACCUUGGUCUUGGAGAAGUCCUCCACACCACAGCAGACUGUGGCACCCACCAAGAGACUGGCCUCCGAGAAAAGCUGCCUCCCUGAGAAGCUGCUGGCCCCAGAGAGGACAGCUCUGUCCCAGAAGAUGGCAGCGCUGGAGAAGAAAGGCACCCCAGAGAAGUCUGCUCCAGGAAAAUCGAGCAUCCUUGAGAAGUCGCUGGGUCCUGAGAAAGCACCUGUGUCCGAGAAGACAGCAGCACUGGAGAGAAGGUCCACAUUGGACAAGAAAAAAGAUCCAGAAAAAGUCAGCAUCUCUGAGAAGCUGCCAGAGAAAGCACCUUCCGUGGUGUCUGAGAAAGCAUCCUUCUUUGAGAAGUCCUCAGCUGCUGAGACAAAGCUGGGCCCCAAGAAGGCAGCAGCAUCCGCGCAGCCCCAGGCUGCUGGGGGAAGCCAGGCCAGCAGGCGGGAGCCAGAAGGAAGGGCUGUCUCCCGGAAGAGCCCAUCUUCCUCCGAAGUGGAGCGCAGGGUGGCUGGCUCUCCAGCUGUGGCCUCCCGCUUCCCACCCAUUACAAUCCAGGUGAAAAUCCCCAGCAAGGAGGAGGAGGCGGCAGACGCACCUUCACCCACCCAGGUCACCUAUAGCACCUCUCUCAAACGCUCCAGCCCCAGGACCAUUUCCUUUCGGAUGAGCCCCAGGAAAGACAACUCCGAGACAACCUUAACCCGCAGUGCCAGCGUGAGACUGCCGGCCAGCACAGUCAAGCUGGGUGAGAAGCUGGAGAGAUACCACACGGCUGUGCAGAGAUCAGAAUCCGUCAGGUCCCAAGGCUCCUCCCGCACUGAGUUCUUCGUGGCUCCCACGGGUGUAGCCAGCAAACGCCACCUCUUUGAGAAGGAACUGGCUGGUCAGAGCCGUGCGGACCCGGCCUCCAGCCGGAAGGACAACCUGAGGCUGUCUGGGGUCGUGACGUCAAGGAUCAAUCUGUGGAUUACCAGGACCCAGGAGUCGGGAGACCAGGACCCUCAGGAGGUACAGAAAGAGACGGCAGCUGCCAAGAGGACUCAGUGGGCUAAGAAGUCAGAUGGCUCCCUGGAUGCUGAGGUGUGACAGGCUUGCGGAGACAGUCCUACCACUCUGCCUCGCAGGGGCCUCCUUCAAGCCAGGCCCUACCUCCCGAAGCAGCACCUCUGUCUGUCACAGCCCCGCUCCCUUUCUGCUUUUGGAGCUGUCUGGUCAGGGCCCUUGGGGGCCGGGAAUGUCAGUGACACCAGCCAGCUCCUUCCCAGUGCAGCCUUUGGGGCAGCUGUACCCUGGCACCUUCUUGUCCUGCUGCAAGCACCGUAGAUCCGGGACCCAGUGGCAGCCCAUCAGCGCUGUGGAGCCUUAGUGUCCUCCUCAGAGGCACCCCCUCCCUCCUGCCUAUUUCCAGCAUCAGGGUCAGGACGGGGUUGCCUCUGCAGAACUCCAGGGUCACCUGUCUCAUCUGCUCCCGGCAGGUGUCUCCAUGUUCCCGUGAAGCCUUCUGCGCUGAGGCUUGGACCUACACACCCUCUUUGGGGCGGGGGCGCUGCUCCCACCUGCCAAAGCCCUCAGGCCAGGGGGAAGGACUCUCCCAGCACUGUCCACGUGCUCAUCUUCCUGCUUUGUUCCCUACAUCCCCCUUCCCGCUUCCUUUCCCCGGCCUGCUGUGCUGGCUGGGAACUCAGAGCCUUUAUGUGCAACAGCUUAGCCUACCCUCUCAGAAAAACCUGUUCUCAGGAAGGAUCUGAUAAACUCACUCACUCUCAGGUGUAAGCGACGGAUGAUACUUUAAAAAUGAAUUCCUUCCUAGGGAACAAGGAUCAUCUUCAGGGUAUGAGGAGGAUUAUUUUGGCUGGCGUGGGAAGGAGGGUCAUUUUCCUGAUUGCCCCUCUUCUCCCAGGAUGGUGGUAGACUUGCCACUGGGUGGUUGUAGCUUGGUGCCUUGGGAGUCUAGAAUCACCAUGUACACAUCCCACCCAACCUUCCCCCCAAAUCCAGUCCCCCAUUCCUCUAACACCAUGGCCUGGAGGGUCUGGAGAAUGCUGAGCCAUCAGGAACUCAGGACAAAUCAAAUCGAGAACCUAGAAAGGCAACCUGGUGCCCUACAAACUCCUUAAGGCUGUAGCAUAAAAAAUAGCUUUUUUUC
Molecule: messenger RNA, 2914 nt
Organism: Heterocephalus glaber (naked mole-rat)
Lineage: Eukaryota; Metazoa; Chordata; Mammalia; Rodentia; Bathyergidae
Gene: Lad1
Product: ladinin 1
Molecular function (GO): structural molecule activity
Source: RefSeq, a predicted model, not a curated record